This is a messenger RNA of Drosophila obscura, 6760 nucleotides long. RefSeq lists its product as uncharacterized. The transcript is spliced from 19 exons. Bases 375 to 6515 code for a protein of 2046 amino acids. Gene Ontology annotation, cellular component: plasma membrane. Gene Ontology annotation, molecular function: mechanosensitive monoatomic ion channel activity. Lineage: Eukaryota; Metazoa; Arthropoda; Insecta; Diptera; Drosophilidae. The record is from RefSeq and is a predicted model, not a curated record.
UGCGAGAGUGCUGUGACUGUGACUGUGACAGCAACAAGAAACAGUUGAAAGUGCCGCGUGUCCUGUUCUGUCCUGGCCUGUCCAGCGUCAUCCUCAUUGGGGCAGACGACACACAUAUCCGUGGUGGGACACGGGCACACAUCCAUUGACACUUAUCGCGUGGGUGGCGCGUUUAAUUCACAUUUUAUUUCAGUGCCUGCCCGUUGGCUGCGCGCGUAAUUGUUGCUUCCACGACGAGCUGUACAGGCGGCCGGGAGGCCAUGCCAGGAUAUAGUCUGUUCGCGUUGGCGCUGCACGGCGGUUGUGUGCGCGGUGAAUCGCGCAUUCUGUGGGUACAGUACACUCGCCGCCAUCCUGUUGUUUAGUAGUUGGUCAUGCAUAACGAGGCCAACGAGAAUGUGGAGCCGCAGCCAUCCAAAGCCGCAGCAGGAGCAGCAGCAGGAGCAGCAGCAGGAGCACCAGCAACAGUGGCAACGACCGACUCCAUGCAGAGCCCACCGGCUGCAGCCCCACGGCGACCCAAGCCCGGAAUCCUUCGACUGGACAUUGGCAAGCCGCGACGCUCAUCAGGUGGUUCUGUCGAUUUCCGCUGCGUGGGCAGCAGCGGCAGCGGCAGUGGCAGCAACAUCGCCACUGGCGCCAACAGUGAGAACAACUCGGGUGUCACCUCGCCACAUCAAUUAUCUGUGACCUGGGCACCGCCAUGCGACUUGAAUAAGGUUGGCUGGCAAAUGCAGAGCAGCGCCGAUGAGAAGCGCGAAUUCUACCGAGGACAGCGGGGAAAGAGAGCCGCAUCGCAGGAGGAGAAUAGAUCGUAUGAGCUGAACAACGAUUUCCAAUCACAGAACCAAAGCAGCGACGCCGAGAGCAGCCACCACGAGCCCCCACACUUUGUCGUCCACAGUCCGCCGGCACAACUGUACGAAGAUGGCGGCACUGGCGACGUUGACGACGAGGAGGACUACUCAAUAUCCGUAUCGGCAAUAAUGCAGAGACGUGCCAGUGUGCGCGGCUAUCGGGGUAAACGUGGCAGCCGCAAUUCGCGACGAGCAUCUAGUCCCAUGGAUCACGUGCUGGAUAGUGUGGAGCGGCGGCGCUCCAGUGUCUAUACGACAAGUUCAGAGGAGGGCACCAAUCAGGAGUCCACGCAGGAGCAAAUCUUUGAGAAUAUACGCCUACACAAGGAGGUUAUACAGUCGGUGAAGUUACAGCCAUGGCCCAUACGCAAGAAGCUCAAGCUGGUGCGGCAGGCCAAAACAUAUGUGGCACGCCACGAGGGCGCGCUUCAGGAGCGAUUCGCCAUGUCACGCAGCACCCGAGACUUGUGGGCGAGGUUUAAAAUUUUAAUGGCAGCACGCUGGCGACACUGGAAACGUGAGACGACCAGCUUCCUGACCGUUCUCAUACCCUGGGAGCUGCGCAUCAAGGAAAUCGAAUCGCACUUUGGCUCCGGCGUGGCCUCCUACUUUACGUUCCUGCGCUGGCUUAUGUGGGUCAACAUUAUGAUAGCCAUUCCGCUGGUGGCCUUUGUCAUUGGACCGGAGUACUUUGCCACGAAACACGGCGAAACGGAUCCAAGGAAACGCAUGACCGACGCGGAAGCCAAUGUGGCUGGCAAUCUCUUUACAUUCUGGGAAUUUGAGGGAUUCCUCAAGUAUUCACCUAUGUUUUAUGGCUACUAUUCGAGCACUUCCGGCAUUAGCGUUUCCGGCUAUAAGCUGCCCUUAGCCUAUUUCCUCACCGCCGUCUUGGUGUACAUCUACAGCUUUGUGGCCACGCUAAGAAAAAUGGCAGAGAACUCUCGCAACUCGAAACUUUCCUCGAAGGAUGAUGAGUGCAUCUUCUCGUGGAAGCUCUUCACCGGCUGGGACUUUAUGAUUGGACACGCGGAGACGGCGCAUAAUCGCAUUGCAUCCGUGGUGGUUGGCUUCAAGGAGGCCCUGCUGGAGGAGGCCGAAAAGAAAAAGGAUAAUCGCAACUGGCGGGUAAUCCUGCAAAGAAUACUCGUCAAUAUACUGGUCAUGGGACUGCUGGGUCUGUCGGGCGCCACGGUGGUGCUGCUUGUUAAUCACUCGGAGGAUUUGGCCAAGCACGACAACUGGCUGAGCAGGAAUGCUGUGAAUGUGACCAUGACGCUGCUCUCCUUCUUUCUGCCGAUGAUAUUCGAGGCUUUGGGUCUGUUCGAGAACUGGCAUCCCAGGCAGCAGCUCAGACUGCAGCUGGCUAGAAUUAUGAUACUGAACAUGCUGAAUCUGUACUCGCUGAUGUUCUCCUUCAUCUACAAGAUCAACAGCAAGGAGAAGCCGCUGCAACGGCUGAAGCUGGAGAACGAGACGAACACAAUGGAGCUGCAGCAUCUGCUGAGCUCCAUCGAGGCGCUGCGUGCCACGUCGCUCUACAGCGACAGCACUUCGGAGGGCGGACUGCUGUUCGAUGAAUCCACGUCGACAGCUGCCUGGGGCGAGGAUGGGGCCAGCACCACCGAUGGACUGUUCUCCAGCACAGCUGCCACCGCUGCCACAGCGGCCGCUGCGCUGCUCUCCAGCGGUGUGCAGCGCAUCAAGUGCUAUAACAUGACCUUCAAAUGCUCAAAACCCAUGCGCACCAUCAUCAGUGCAAAGAACUUGGCCACCACACUGAUGCUCCUGAAUCUGACCACAGUGCCCACAGUGCUGCCACCCACGACUUUGCCUACUACUUUGCCCCCGACUUUGCCUACUACUUUGCCCACCACAGAGCCGCCUGCAACCACUACGUCGUCACCCUGGACAACGGUGACCACGGAAGCUCCCACCACACUGAGCACAGAGCCGAGUACAACGACAACUUGGAGCACCACCACAAGCACCACUGAAGCACCUACAACAACGAAAGCGCCCACGACUGUCAGCACAAGGGCAACGACCACGACAACCACAGCGCCGCCAACAACCACUUCGACAACUACAACGACCACCGAGGCGCCCAAGAAAGCAGCUGAAGAGGAAGGCUACUACACCACCGACAGCGACGACGAAGAUGUCUACGAUUAUGGCAGCGAUGAGCCGCUGGCUUCGGCCUCCACUGUGCCGCCGGACAGCGACUCCAGCUACUCCAGCAGCUACACAGACUACUCGGAGGAGCCGCCUGUGUCGGCGGAUGACUACGAGGACACGGAGGACGGCGACACCACACAACAGGCCGAUGAUCCGCUGGCUCAGGUCCUGGCCCAGUUCGAUGAUGCAGCGGAAAAGUCUGAGACACGAACGAAAAGGGCUGUGGGCGAUCCUCCGCCUGUGUGGCGUACCAGCAAGUACAGUCGACGGCAUCGAAAUGAAACCAGUGCAGGAUCCACCACAGAGUCUGGGGGCAAUACGCCGCCGGCGAAUGCGCGUAGGCCCGCGGUCUAUAGACCGGCGCCCACGAUAAGCCCAAAGGCCAGCAGCAGCAGCAGCAGCAGACCCACCAAGCGGAUACUCACCGAAGCGGAGUGGAAUGAUCUCAUAAAUAAGCUGAGACAGGGGCGCAGAAAAAACACCACAACAACAACGACAACAACGACAACCAAUCCCACGACUAGAAGAACACGAGGAUGGUUCAGGUCAACAAGAACAACCGUGGAGAGUAGCUCAACCAGCGAGGAUUACACCACAGCAUCAACGGCAGCCAGCACCGCAGAGUUUGGCACUGACUCGACCAGCCCAGAGAGCAGCACCAGCAGCAGCAGCGGCACCACAGAGGAUGAAUAUUCCUACACAGAUCGAUAUGGCAGGACGCCGUACUAUAUCGGCUAUGGGAGUGUGGCGGAGAUCGGCAGCACCGUCUACUACGACGAGGACAGCGAGUACCUGGAGCUCUGUGUGAUUACCGUGUGCCCCAGGGGGCCAGAGGACGACAUAUUCGGCGUUGGCAGCACCGCCGAUGGCCUGGACAGCACCACCCAGAGCAGCGACAGCAAGCAGCUGUCCACCGUGAAGCUGACGCCGCUGGAGCGAAAGAUGAAGCGCCUGCGGGAGGUGAAGCUGGCGAUUAAGCAAAUCCAAACCAAUUUGACAACCAUGUGCUGGGAGACGUCCCUCGGCCAGGAGCUGUCAAAGGUCAUUGUGUUCGAUGGGCUCAUGUCCAUUGUGGCGCCGCUCUGCAUAGACUUUCUGCGUGCCUUGUUUGUGCGCUACGUCAAUCAAAACUGGUGCUGGGACAUGGAGAAGACCUUUCCACAGUAUGGCGACUUCAAGAUAGCCGAGAACAUCCUGACGUUGAUUAAUAACCAGGGCCAAGUGUGGAUGGGCAUAUUCUUCUCGCCGGGCCUGGUGCUCAUCAACCUGGUCAAGCUGAUGAUUAUGAUGUACUUCCGGUCCUGGAUAGUCCUCACCUGCAAUGUGCCCCACGAGGUCGUUUUCAAGGCCUCCAAGUCCAACAACUUUUACCUGUCGCUGCUGCUGACGAUGCUGUUCCUCUGUGUGCUGCCCGUGGGCUAUGCCAUCGUCUGGCUGCGCCCCUCCUGGCACUGUGGACCCUUCUCGGAGUACAAUCGCAUUGCCGAGUUCAUCACCAACACCACACGCAAUGCCCUGCCCAAACAACUGCACGAGCCGCUGGACUAUCUGACCUCGUCGAGCACUGUGAUUCCGCUGCUGCUGCUGCUCAUCCUGAUCAUCUACUAUCUGGUGUCGCUGACGGGGGCGCUGCGCGAGGCCAAUCAGGACCUGCGGACGCAGCUGCAGAAGGAGCGCGAGGAGGAGCGCAAGAAGAUCUUCAAGGUGCCGGAGGUGAAGCAGGCGGAACCGACGGCCACAACGUUGACAAAUCGCUGGCGCAAGGUGCUCGAGGCAUCCUCGCCCGUCACGCCCACCCAGCAGCCCGACUUUGACACGGAGGAGUACAAGAAUCAGGCGAGGAAAGAGCUCAUCUCACGCAUCAUGAAGAAGGCGCUGCGCAAGGGUUCGGCCACCUCGGACGACGACUCCUUUGUGCGACGCGACGACGACGAUACGGACACUGAGCACCAGGACUCGCUGCCCCACGAUGAGGAGGCCAAGGACAAGCGGUUCGGCCUGUCGCGACUGCAGCAGAUUCGUCGCACUCGGAAGCCCUCGCUGGUGGACAUUGUGCAGAUUGCCAAGCAGGAGCGGGCCCGUGCCAGCUCCAUUGUGGCUGCCAAUGGAGGGGGAGCAGCAGGGGGAGGAGUGGCCAGCAGUUCGGCUGCGGCUGGUGGCAACUUUCCCGUAAAGGAGCAGCAUCCCAAAAGCCGUUUCAAAGUCGAGAAACACGAGCGCAGGGACAGGGACAGAGACAGGGGCAGCAUGAAGGAGAAAAAGGAGCCCAGGCACAAGCAGCAGCAGCAGCAGCAGCAGCCGCAGCCGCAGCCGCCGCCCUACGAGUCGCCCAAGGACAAUGAACAUGAUCCGGAUACAAAUUCAAGGAUUGUGAGCGAACGUCGCGCCAGUUUGCUGCGUCGCCACAAGGCGCAGGGGGGCAACGGAGACGAGUCAAAGCCGAGCACACCAGAGCCGCAGACACCCAGAACAGAGCCAGAGCCAGAGCAGACGGAGUCCACGCCCGAAACGCCUCCGCUGGCCAAGAGCAAAUUUCACAUAAUUGACGAAAAGAAGCCGCCGCAGGAGGUCGAAGCUAAACCCUUGCCAUUGCCCAAGGAAAGCGGUGGGGGAGGCGGAGGCGGUGGCGGACUCGAGGCUAUUGGCCUGGGAAAGUUCAAGUUUCGCAAGCACAAAAUCAAGUCAAAUAAUGCGGUGCUGGCUAAGCCCGAGCCUGAAGUGUUCAAGUUCGAUGAGAGGAGCGUGGAGCGGAGCAAGGGGGGAGCGGGUGUGGGGGCCGAUGUGUCCGCCUCGGAUCACCUAAGCGGCGAGGUGGCAGCCGGCGGUGAGGAGCAGUCGAAGGAGCUACCCUCACCCACGCCCAGCCAGGGCCAUCAUCAGCGGCAGCUGUCGGUGCUCUCGCGACAGGGACGCAAGAAGAUUGGCUCCCUGCUCGCGCUGGUACGCGAGGCAGUCAACAUCAAGAAGGACGAUGUGGAGCAGGGCUCCGAUGAGUCUCCCGGCCCCACCACGCCCACAUAUUUGGCCUACACACCGCCCCCACCGCCAUCAGUAUUGUCGAGCAACUCCAGCGCCACGGCCCUCGAGAUGCCACCCACACCGGAACCGGAAUCGCCAACGCCCAGUGCACCGCUGCAUUUUGGCAGCAGCAGCAGCAGCACCAAGCCGCCAGCGGUUAGAUCCGCCCCCACGGCCACAAUGGAUGACUUGGAGGAGCUGGAUAUGCCCGGCCCCAUCACAUUUCCCAACCGAAGCGCCUCCCAGCGACGGCGCACCAUGCGGCAGGACUCGCAGAGCUCCGUUUGGUCGGACAACAUACCCACAAUCACCAUCAGCACCACCGGCAGCGAUGAGUGCAUUGUGGAGGCAGCGGCGGUGCCGCCGCAGAAUGGGCUGCCGGAGCCGCGCAGCAGUGGGCCGCCGGGGCCCACGGUUAACAUUAUCAAAAUCAACAUUGAGGACGACGAAGAGCAGAAAUAACAAAAUUGAUUAGCUCUUCCCGCCAAGUGCCUUAAACGCCAGAUUGUCUUCUAAACCAAAGGAAUUUGCAUUCUUCCUCCCACUCUCGCUCUCCCCCUCUCUCCCUCACUACUUCUACUCACGAUUUAGCUUGAAUCUUGUUCCUCUUAACUGCUGACUACCAAAACAAUGCAAAACAAUUAAAUUACAUUCAUUAACUCAUUAACUAGUUUAAUUCCCUAUUAAAAUUGAAAUAAAAACUAAAU